UAGAGAUAGGUUUGAGUUUGGUAAGGUGGAAAGAUGGCGCAGUGGUUAUGCACCGUCUGUCUUCGAGUUUUUUGAAGGGCAGCAGUUCGAUUCAUGCUCGUGUAAUUUCCUUAUUUGGGCUCUAUGGCACGUGCAUUGAUGGCCACGGCACGUGGGGCGGCUAUGGCUACAGCCAUACGUUAUCAUGGUAUUUCUAUGGCUAGAGCCAUGGUUCAUUAUCGUAAAUCCUAGUGCUAUGGCUCAGGAUGGGCGAAAAUC
Messenger RNA from Mycena citricolor, 258 nucleotides. The record is from the annotation of a GenBank genome assembly. NCBI's taxonomy places the organism in Eukaryota, Fungi, Basidiomycota, Agaricomycetes, Agaricales, Mycenaceae.